Messenger RNA from Heterocephalus glaber (naked mole-rat), 4506 nucleotides. Lineage: Eukaryota; Metazoa; Chordata; Mammalia; Rodentia; Bathyergidae. The record is from RefSeq and is a predicted model, not a curated record.
UCAGAAGUGGAAAAGGGAACAUAUGCCAGGAAUGGGCAGGUGCCUGGUUCUGCCCCAUUGGGAGGUGGGGCCUCCCUCAAAGGCAAGAGAGCCUCUGGACUGCGUCUUUCCAAGGUGGUGACCACCUGUCAGGAUUGGAGAUGCUCUCCUAUAGGGGGAGAGGUAGCAGGCUGGAACUUUGUCAAGCAGCAAUGGAGGUCGGUUGGGCUUCGCCAUUUCUGCAAGCCUCGGGAGGGACCAGGAGGGACCAGGACCCCUGUAUUGACGUUGGGGCUGAGAUGCUGCUGAUGUUUCCACUGGAGAAAGGCGAAAAGGCUCCGAAAUGCUUCCUCCGCUGCCGUGGGAGAGGGCAAGGAAGACGUCCUUCCUUUCUGGACACCUCUCAGGGAUGCCAUUCAGUUGGAACCUGAGUCCCGUCCACAGGUAACACGGGGCCGCAGUGGGUGUCCAGAGUGUGUGAAGGGUUCCCAGAAUCAGAGCUCUGCUGGGGAGAGAAGUGGGGACCACUGCUGGGGUCCAGGAUGGCAGCGGAAGCAGAAGCACAGACACCCCAGCCCCACCCAGAUCCUGGCAGUCAGGAGCCCCUUAGUCCAGGUCCCCAAGAGGCCCCAUGGAGCCAGGACACAGGCGGGGCCACAGUGCUGCUGGGUUGGUGGUGUCUGCUGCCCUGAGGGGCAGGGCCUGGCAGUGGCUCUGGCCCGUCGACUCCCCGAGUCAAGGGUCGGGCUUUGCCGUGACCAUGGGGACCUGAGGCCAAGAGCAAGGGGGCCUCAGCUCCUCCCGGCUAAAGGACGAAGCACCUGAGGAGGACCCAACAGAUUCCGGGUAGGCUGCCCCUCCCCACAGCAGGUACCCAGAGACCUCUGUCCUGAGGACCUGCUCUGCUCCUCGAAGAGACGCUGCACCAAGGGUGGCUCAUCUCAGGACCGAAAUGGGGACGGUUUGCACCAGGACGUUUCCUGGCCCCUGGCCAGGUUCUUACCCUGAAGGUGAAAUGGCCACAUUGAUGUCAUGCUUCACGGCACCUUGCAUGACAAGCACACCCCAGGACCCUGUUCCUUCUGUGUGAUGUGGCCCUGGUGAGCCCCAGGACUUUGUGUAAGCAGGCCUCCAAGUUCUUUCUGUCCCUAGCCUGUCCCCUACAGCCAGAGGUGAUUGGGCCUCUGUGUGCAGCUCUGCUGGAGGUGCUGCCUGUCCCGCAGCUGUCCUAGAGUGGCUGAAGAGAGGGCCUUUCCCUCUCUCAGGGCCACCCAAUGUGAGCACCAGUCUGUCCCUGAUCUUAUCCUCUGUCUCCUAGGGGAUAGCAGAAGGAUGGUUACUGGGAAGCAGUCCUGGAUGCCAGGGUUAGGGUUAGGGCAGGUUUAGAGAUUGGGUGUUCCCAGGGCUCAGGCGCUGCUAGACACAGGAUCAGAUAGGAUCACAACACAUAGAGCAUUACUCUGGCCCCUUUGUCUCAGAGUCCACAGGGAGUGAUAGCAGCGUCCAGGUGAAACAUCCACUCCUGGAUGGCUCUUGCCUCCGGCAGGCAUUUCUCACCCCAAAUAUCAGGGGAAACAGAGGUAAAGGCAUUGGCACUGCCCUAUGUGGCCAGUGUCUGCUGGGCAGGAGCCCUGUGGGGUGCCAAGAAGGUGGGAAGGCUCUGGGUGGGCACCCGGGCAGAGAGCAAAUAGGGGCUGAGUCACCUCCCAGAGCCCACUGCCUUCAGGAAGCUGGUCACAUCUACACUCUGCAUCCUUCACAGUCUGACGACACAACCAUGGUGUUGGCAGCCUGCUCAGACCAUGGCCCACCUCCAGCAGUCCCAGCUGAGCCUGAGUGGGCAGUCGAGGGAUGGCUCUGCUGUGUGGCACUGAGCUGCAGAGGGCAGCUUUUCCCAUGGGUUCCGGCAGGAGCCUGUUCGCUUCACCCAUUAGAGUAAGGCUUCCUCCCACAGGUGCUGGGAAUCGCUGGGCCACCCCUGGCCACAUCCUGCUUCCUACUUCUCAUCUGCAUGUUACUCUCUGGACCCUCGAUCCUGCUCUGGAUAUCUCUGGGCCAUGUGGGUCCAGAGGUUCUCUGGGGUCUGCAGGGGACAGGGAAAGGGGGGAUUACUAGAACUCCUGCAGUAAGCCUAGUCUCCUGGGAGCCAUGACAGCACAAGGGGGAUUAAUUAAUAUAUAGACAGAAAUGAGACUUAGAGAAGAAGCUGAGCUUUGGGCCUGAUCAAUGGGGCUCUGGGCAGCAAAGAGGAAAGACUCAGAGCUUGCCACACCUUUGUUUGGUACAUCAGGAGUAACAAAUGUAACAGGUGACUCAGCGGGCAGCACAGUGACAAUCCUAGAACAGUGAGGAACUAUGCAGAUGAAGAUUUUGUUUCUCCCAGGAUGUCUUCAGCUGGCGUAGUCCUACCCUGGAGCAUCACAACAUCAUCAGACCCUUGAGGUUUUAGCUCUGACCGGAGGCAAAAAUGGAAUUAUGUCUCAACGUGCCAUAACUGGCUUGUAGGCUUGAAAACUAGACCUAACCAUAAUUUUAAUUGUGAAAUGAUUUUUCUCCAAAAUUAUGUAGAAUUGCGCCCUACAGGGUUCAACUCAGUCUUCACUUGGGCUGCAACAAAGGGUUCCCUUUCUUCGUGCCUCCUUCCUCAUCCACCCUCAGGGAUUCACCCAAAGGUUCUUCCUAAUACAUGCUUAAACAUAAGCCCUGGGGUGCAGUUUUGGUGGAAGGCUGAUGGAGCAAGCUAGCAGCACCUUGCUGAGGCUGGCUUUUCCUGGGAGAAAGCGGCUUUGGGGUCACUGCAGGGAGAGCCGUCACUCGAACAGGAGCAGGCUGCUCAGAGCAUGGACUCUGUUGGCCCCAGCUGACAGGAGCCUUAGGAGGAGGGAGGGUGCUCGGUCUCAGGAGUUCCAUGUGGGGUGGACAACAGGAUAACGGGACCCUAGGGUUUGGCUGGGCAUCCGAGGGGCAGGCAAAGCCAAAGCAUGGCUCUACAGAAGGCUAGGUUGGACAGGACAGCAGCUGGGGCCUGAGGCUUCUCAGAAGAGCUAGGCUGGGGUUACCUCCCCUGAGCAGGCUGGGGAGCCUGGUUCAGAUGUCCACGCUGGGACAUGUGUGUCAUUGGCACACAGAGGCAUCUUGGGAGGACAGCAGGAUGAGACCCAGCCCUAGGCAGGGCCACCACACACAAAGUUCAGGGUUGGGGAGGGCAGAGCAGAUCCCAGGAGAUCCACUGGGACCCACCCACCCAGCAGGUGGAGGUUGGGCAGAGGAUCCUGUGGGUGGGGAGCUUAUUGUGGCAGCAGCCCUGCUGGCUGCGGUAGUCCCUAGGGCUGCCUGGCUUCUGCUUAGCAGUCACCUUUAAUGGGAUCUCCGUUUUCCCAUCUUGCUGGGCCACCAGCUGCAGGUGGCACUGCCAGAGCCUGAGUUCUGACUUCUGGGCAUAUAGGGCUGUGGUUUCAGUGCUCUGGUCCUGAGGAAGGGGCUGAGCCCAGGCCUUAGGGGCUCUGGCUGCACCCAGGAUCAAGGAGGUCCGCUGAGGACACAGCCCCACCCUGCUUCUGUGGGUCUCUCUGGGGGCAGCACUGUCUCCCAGCAGUCUUGGGUGGGGUCUCCCCGGUGGGGUGGGGAUACAGGCACAAGGGCGGCCACUGAGCUCCACAGACCCAGACUGUAAUUUGGGCUCUGUUAACGGGUGGAGCUGGGCAGCAGGGCGGGCACAGGGCUAUAAGCAGGCCAGGCACCACCCUGGAAGCAGUCUGAGCAAGUGAGACGGCACUGGAACCCAUGGACACGUCGUUCCCCCGUGAGGACCCUCGGGCCCCAACACUUGGCAAGGCUGGUGGUGCUGCUCCCGUGGCCCUCAUGCUGGGAGCACCGAGCCCUCCACCCCGUGACCACUUGAUCUGGUCCAUCUUCAGCACAAUCUACCUGAACCUGUGCUGCCUCGGCUUCCUGGCACUGGUGCAUUCAGUCAAGGCCCGAGACCAGAAGGUGGCUGGGGACCUAGAAGCAGCACAGCGCUAUGGCUCCAAAGCCAAGUGCUACAACAUCCUGGCCAUCAUGUGGACCCUGGUCCCCCCACUACUGCUCCUGGGACUGGUGGUGACUGGAGCCCUGCACCUGUCCCGGCUGGCUAAGGACUCUGCGGCAUUCUUCAGCACCAAGUUCGAUGAUGCAGACUAUGACUAACAAGCUGGGUCCUUGUCCUGACAGAGCACCCCAGUCCCUGUGAUAGGGCCUCAAACCCUGCCUGGCCCUGACCCUAGAGGCACCCCAGGCUCAUCAUGGGCACCCAAGGUUGACCCACUCCGACCCCAGGGACCUCAGCCCAGCUGAAAAAGGGCCCCCAGCCCCUCACUCACUGGGCUCAGUCUCUGUUCACAAUUAAAAUUGCCAGAUGGGGUCAGGGAUUUAGCUCAGUGUUGCCGAAACUGCCUCAAAAAUGCAAGGUCCUGAGUUCGAUCCCCGGUAGCAACCCUCCCCCCAAACAAAACAAAACAAAAAAAUAAAAGUGCCAGAUGCCAGAGA